AUGAGGAGGGGGAACCAGAGCAGUGUGUCUGAGUUCAUCCUCCUGGGGCUCCCCAUCCAGCCAGAGCAGCAGGGCAUCUUCUUCACCCUGUUCCUGGCCGUGUACCUGACCACGGUGCUGGGGAACCUGCUCAUCAUCCUGCUCAUCAUGCUGGACUCUCGCCUCCACACCCCCAUGUACUUCUUCCUGUGCCACCUGGCCUUCUCUGACAUCUCCUUAUCAUCUGUCACCAUCCCAAAGAUGCUCAACAACAUGCAGACUCAGCACUUGUCCAUCCCUUAUGAGGGGUGCAUCUCUCAAAUGUACUUUUUCUUGCUUUUUGUAGCUGUUGACAACUUCCUUUUUGGAGUGAUGGCAUAUGACAGGUAUGUGGCCAUUUGCCACCCACUGCACUACAUGGUUAUCAUGAGAAAGGAGCUGUGUGACUUAUUGGUGGCUGGAUCUUGGUUCCUCUCUUGUAUGAGUGGCCUGUUGCAUACCCUGCUCCUGAAGAGGACCAUGAGGAGGGGGAACCAGAGCAGUGUGUCUGAGUUCAUCCUCCUGGGGCUCCCCAUCCAGCCAGAGCAGCAGGGCAUCUUCUUCACCCUGUUCCUGGUCAUGUACCUGACCACAGUGCUGGGGAACCUGCUCAUCAUCCUGCUCAUCAGGCUGGACUCUCGCCUCCACACCCCCAUGUACUUCUUCCUGUGCCACCUGGCCUUCUCUGACAUCUCCUUAUCAUCUGUCACCAUCCCAAAGAUGCUCAGCAACAUGCAGACUCAGCACCUGGCCAUCCCUUAUGAGGGAUGCAUCUCUCAAAUGUAUUUUUUCUUGCUUUUUGUAGCUGUUGACAAUUUCCUUCUUGCAGUGAUGGCAUAUGACAGGUAUGUGGCCAUCUGCCAUCCACUGCACUACAUGGUUAUCAUGAGAAAGGAGCUGUGUGACUUACUGGUGGCUGGAUCUUGGUUCCUCUCUUGUAUGGCUGCCCUGCUGCAUACCCUGCUCCUGUCCCGCCUGUCCUUCUGUCUUGACAACACUAUCCCCCACUUUUUCUGUGAUCUCAAUGAACUUCUGAAGUUGUCCUCAUCAGAUACCUCCCUCAAUGAGCUAGUCAUCUUCACUGAGGGUGGAGUGCUGACUCUUCUUCCAUUGGGUACUAUUUUGGGCUCUUAUAUAUGUAUUAGUUUUACUGUCCUGAAGGUCCCCUCCAUGAAGAAGUUCUGCAAAGUUAUGUCCACCUGUGGCUCACACCUCUUCUUGGUGUUUUUGUACUAUGGGACUCCUCCAAUUAUUUAUUUCUUUCCUUCCUCAAAUAAUUCCCAUGUUAAGGAUGUAAUUGCUUCAGUAAUAUUUACAGAGGUUACACCCAUGUUAAACCCCUUCAUUUAUAGCCUGAGAAACAAGGACAUGAAAUUGGCUCUGGGAAUACUUUACAGAAGAUCUACUAUCAUAUCCAGAACCUUAGAUGGUUAUUUUUUAAUGAAUAUUUUUAUAUCAGAAUUCUUUUGCAUCUACAGAAAAGUUACAAAAUAUUACAACAUUUCCCAUAAACCACCAUCAUGUUUUCCCUUCUGUUAA
Messenger RNA from Nannospalax galili (Upper Galilee mountains blind mole rat), 1557 nucleotides. RefSeq names its product olfactory receptor 1J4-like. Bases 1 to 1557 code for a protein of 518 amino acids. Gene Ontology annotation, biological process: G protein-coupled receptor signaling pathway. NCBI's taxonomy places the organism in Eukaryota, Metazoa, Chordata, Mammalia, Rodentia, Spalacidae. The transcript has 3 exons. Gene Ontology annotation, molecular function: G protein-coupled receptor activity; olfactory receptor activity. The record is from RefSeq and is a predicted model, not a curated record. Gene Ontology annotation, cellular component: membrane.